Molecule: messenger RNA, 3408 nt
Organism: Closterium sp. Naga37s-1
Lineage: Eukaryota; Viridiplantae; Streptophyta; Zygnematophyceae; Desmidiales; Closteriaceae
Source: the annotation of a GenBank genome assembly
AUGUGGGAGGAGGAUAGAAGCAUGUGGGAGGUGGAUAGAAGCAUGUGGGAGGAGGAUAGAAGCAUGUGGGAGGAGGAUAGAAGCAUGUGGGAGGAGGAUAGAAGCAUGUGGGAGGAGGAUAGAAGCAUGUGGGAGGAGGACAGAAGCAUGUGGGAGGAGGAUAGAAGCAUGUGGGAGGAGGACAGAAGCAUGUGGGAGGAGGACAGAAGCAUGUGGGAGGAGGACAGAAGCAUGUGGGAGGAGGAGAGAAGCAUGUGGGAGGAGGACAGAAGCAUGUGGGAGGAGGACAGAAGCAUGUGGGAGGAGGAGAGAAGCAUGUGGGAGGAGGAGAGAAGCAUGUGGGAGGAGGAGAGAAGCAUGUGGGAGGAGGACAGAAGCAUGUGGGAGGAGGACAGAAGCAUGUGGGAGGAGGAGAGAAGCAUGUGGGAGGAGGAGAGAAGCAUGUGGGAGGAGGACAGAAGCAUGUGGGAGGAGGACAGAAGCAUGUGGGAGGAGGAGAGAAGCAUGUGGGAGGAGGAGAGAAGCAUGUGGGAGGAGGACAGAAGCAUGUGGGAGGAGGACAGAAGCAUGUGGGAGGAGGAGAGAAGCAUGUGGGAGGAGGACAGAAGCAUGUGGGAGGAGGACAGAAGCAUGUGGGAGGAGGACAGAAGCAUGUGGGAGGAGGAGAGAAGCAUGUGGGAGGAGGAUAGAAGCAUGUGGGAGGAGGAUAGAAGCAUGUGGGAGGAGGAUAGAAGCAUGUGGGAGGAGGAUAGAAGCAUGUGGGAGGAGGAUAGAAGCAUGUGGGAGGAGGAUAGAAGCAUGUGGGAGGAGGAUAGAAGCAUGUGGGAGGAGGACAGAAGCAUGUGGGAGGAGGACAGAAGCAUGUGGGAGGAGGAGAGAAGCAUGUGGGAGGAGGACAGAAGCAUGUGGGAGGAGGAUAGAAGCAUAAGCAUGUGGGAGGAGGACAGAAGCAUGUGGGAGGAGGACAGAAGCAUGUGGGAGGAGGACAGAAGCAUGUGGGAGGAGGACAGAAGCAUGUGGGAGGAGGACAGAAGCAUGUGGGAGGAGGACAGAAGCAUGUGGGAGGAGGACAGAAGCAUGUGGGAGGAGGACAGAAGCAUGUGGGAGGAGGACAGAAGCAUGUGGGAGGAGGACAGAAGCAUGUGGGAGGAGGACAGAAGCAUGUGGGAGGAGGACAGAAGCAUGUGGGAGGAGGACAGAAGCAUGUGGGAGGAGGACAGAAGCAUGUGGGAGGAGGACAGAAGCAUGUGGGAGGAGGACAGAAGCAUGUGGGAGGAGGACAGAAGCAUGUGGGAGGAGGACAGAAGCAUGUGGGAGGAGGACAGAAGCAUGUGGGAGGAGGACAGAAGCAUGUGGGAGGAGGACAGAAGCAUGUGGGAGGAGGACAGAAGCAUGUGGGAGGAGGACAGAAGCAUGUGGGAGGAGGACAGAAGCAUGUGGGAGGAGGACAGAAGCAUGUGGGAGGAGGACAGAAGCAUGUGGGAGGAGGACAGAAGCAUGUGGGAGGAGGACAGAAGCAUGUGGGAGGAGGACAGAAGCAUGUGGGAGGAGGACAGAAGCAUGUGGGAGGAGGACAGAAGCAUGUGGGAGGAGGACAGAAGCAUGUGGGAGGAGGACAGAAGCAUGUGGGAGGAGGACAGAAGCAUGUGGGAGGAGGACAGAAGCAUGUGGGAGGAGGACAGAAGCAUGUGGGAGGAGGACAGAAGCAUGUGGGAGGAGGACAGAAGCAUGUGGGAGGAGGACAGAAGCAUGUGGGAGGAGGACAGAAGCAUGUGGGAGGAGGACAGAAGCAUGUGGGAGGAGGAGAGAAGCAUGUGGGAGGAGGACAGAAGCAUGUGGGAGGAGGACAGAAGCAUGUGGGAGGAGGACAGAAGCAUGUGGGAGGAGGAGAGAAGCAUGUGGGAGGAGGAGAGAAGCAUGUGGGAGGAGGACAGAAGCAUGUGGGAGGAGGACAGAAGCAUGUGGGAGGAGGAGAGAAGCAUGUGGGAGGAGGAGAGAAGCAUGUGGGAGGAGGAGAGAAGCAUGUGGGAGGAGGAUAGAAGCAUGUGGGAGGAGGACAGAAGCAUGUGGGAGGAGGACAGAAGCAUGUGGGAGGAGGACAGAAGCAUGUGGGAGGAGGACAGAAGCAUGUGGGAGGAGGAUAGAAGCAUGUGGGAGGAGGACAGAAGCAUGUGGGAGGAGGAUAGAAGCAUGUGGGAGGAGGACAGAAGCAUGUGGGAGGAGGAUAGAAGCAUGUGGGAGGAGGAUAGAAGCAUGUGGGAGGAGGACAGAAGCAUGUGGGAGGAGGAUAGAAGCAUGUGGGAGGAGGAUAGAAGCAUGUGGGAGGAGGAUAGAAGCAUGUGGGAGGAGGACAGAAGCAUGUGGGAGGAGGACAGAAGCAUGUGGGAGGAGGACAGAAGCAUGUGGGAGGAGGACAGAAGCAUGUGGGAGGAGGACAGAAGCAUGUGGGAGGAGGACAGAAGCAUGUGGGAGGAGGACAGAAGCAUGUGGGAGGAGGAGAGAAGCAUGUGGGAGGAGGAGAGAAGCAUGUGGGAGGAGGAGAGAAGCAUGUGGGAGGAGGACAGAAGCAUGUGGGAGGAGGACAGAAGCAUGUGGGAGGAGGACAGAAGCAUGUGGGAGGAGGACAGAAGCAUGUGGGAGGAGGAUAGAAGCAUGUGGGAGGAGGACAGAAGCAUGUGGGAGGAGGACAGAAGCAUGUGGGAGGAGGACAGAAGCAUGUGGGAGGAGGAGAGAAGCAUGUGGGAGGAGGACAGAAGCAUGUGGGAGGAGGACAGAAGCAUGUGGGAGGAGGACAGAAGCAUGUGGGAGGAGGAUAGAAGCAUGUGGGAGGAGGACAGAAGCAUGUGGAAGGAGGAUAGAAGCAUGUGGGAGGAGGAUAGAAGCAUGUGGGAGGAGGAUAGAAGCAUGUGGGAGGAGGAUAGAAGCAUGUGGGAGGAGGAUAGAAGCAUGUGGGAGGAGGAUAGAAGCAUGUGGGAGGAGGAUAGAAGCAUGUGGGAGGAGGAUAGAAGCAUGUGGGAGGAGGAUAGAAGCAUGUGGGAGGAGGAUAGAAGCAUGUGGGAGGAGGAUAGAAGCAUGUGGGAGGAGGAUAGAAGCAUGUGGGAGGAGGAUAGAAGCAUGUGGGAGGAGGAUAGAAGCAUGUGGGAGGAGGAUAGAAGCAUGUGGGAGGAGGAUAGAAGCAUGUGGGAGGAGGAUAGAAGCAUGUGGGAGGAGGAUAGAAGCAUGUGGGAGGAGGAUAGAAGCAUGUGGGACGAGGAUAGAAGCAUGUGGGAGGAGGAUAGAAGCAUGUGGGAGGAGGAUAGAAGCAUGUGGGAGGAGGAUAGAAGCAUGUGGGAGGAGGAUAGAAGCAUGUGGGAGGAGGAUAGAAGCAUGUGGGAGGAGGAUAGAAGCAUGUGGGAGGAGGGAGGAUAG